This is a messenger RNA of Seminavis robusta, 1725 nucleotides long. Lineage: Eukaryota; Bacillariophyta; Bacillariophyceae; Naviculales; Naviculaceae. The record is from the annotation of a GenBank genome assembly.
AUGAGGAACAAAGAAGGAGCCAAGACCGGCAGUGGUCCCGUACCAACAGUAGCUGACAUUGAGAGCGAGGAGGACGACGAGGACGUGCUUGGCUCUGUGGCUGGAACAAGAAUUCCAGGAGACUUAUCUUUGGAUUCGGACGACGAAGACAUCCUGUCCAAGCCUGAUCAACAGUUUCGUGCAACACCAGUCAAGCCUCCAGCAUCGGCAAAGAAGUCAUCUACAAAGAAAGCCCCUGCUCUUGCUCUUUCUUCGCCUCCACCUCUAAGUGAAGUAAACAUCACCUCAACACCUCACACUCCCCAAGCAUCCUACAAAGCUCCCUUUCUUUCACCCCUUUCAGCGGCCAUGAGUACGAUUCAAGAUCAUGAUGGGCCUCUAGCCACGGGAAAAAUUCGCUUCAGCACGAUCGAGCAAGCAAUUGAAUAUGCUGACUACUGUCUUGACAACUAUGAGUUUGAUUUGCCUGAAGACAACGCUCAUGGUCUCUUCAUCCAAAAGAUCGAUGAUGUGAAGGUCGCUCCUACAGAGCUCGGGACAAAGCUGAAGGUGAUGCAUCCCUUCUUUGUUGACCUUCGUGAUUUUGAACGUGUGUCUGCUUUCAUUGUCUGCCAAGGAACUGGUUUGAUGAUCACUCUGAAUACGCUCCCACACUACGUGACUCAUGAACAUGCUGCUCUCCUCCAGACCGAGAAAACAAACUGCGAACGCACCAAGGAUAAGACAGCUGAAGUCCUUACAUCUAUCAUCGAUGAUGACAGCCGUUCUCUCAAGCGUAUUCUUUUGUUGGUCCCUCCUGGUCAUGGACUCUCUGUCGAUUUCACAGAAAAUAUUCCCCGGUUUGACACGAAAGUGCAUGCAAAAAUUCGUGAGAAGACAAGCAAAUUCACCGUCGGAAAGGCUACUCGUCAAGUGCAGCAGGUUUUCUUCAACCUCUAUUGGCAGGUUCGUCUUGUCAAACAGAAGCGCCAGAUCCUUAUGGGCCGUCAGGAUGAUGACAUUGGAAUUGAAGAUGCCUUUGAAGAUUGUCGAAUCACAGGCAAUGAAGAUGUGGUUUUUGCCGAACCUACACCGGUUGCAGCUCCAGUUCCAGCUCCAGUUCCAUCAACGAUGUCUUUCGUGUCCUCAUUUGCCAAGUCGAGUCAGCAGCAGCCACCUGCGGUGUCCUCGAUGGCAUCAACCGUCAAAGCCCCUUUACCGGUAUCAUCUUUGGCGGCGGCAGCAGCGAGAGCUGGUGCACCAGUGCCAGCCCAAAACAAUGGCUCCAUUCCAUCCUUGCCACAAGUGCCUGCCCGUACCGAUGUUUUCGGAACCAUGUCAUUUCCGAGUGUACCAACUCACAAUCCUGCCCAGCAGCAACCAGUUCCUGCGAAGACCUUUUCGGCGGGGGCAAGCCCUCCUCUUGCCCCACUUCCACAGCUCGGAGCUUCUAACAAAGUAGUGCGCGAAACUGGUCGCUAUGCAAAUGCGAGUGCUCUCCGGGUAGAACGGAAUGAGUUGGCUGGCCGAACCCGCGAUCGAAAGAAAGCCGAGAAGCUUGCAAAAGCUCGAAAGAUUCAGCAAAUGCGAGCGAACAUGGAACAGAUGCAACAGCAAGCAGCACAGAAAGAGGAAGCACGUCAAGCUGAACAUGAAGCAUUUGAUGAGAAAAUUGAGCAAAUUGAGGAAGAAUUCGAAGAGACGCACAAUGAAUUCACUAAUUUGGAAGCUGAGCUGAAUAGCUAG